Molecule: messenger RNA, 833 nt
Organism: Acaulospora morrowiae
Lineage: Eukaryota; Fungi; Glomeromycota; Glomeromycetes; Diversisporales; Acaulosporaceae
Source: the annotation of a GenBank genome assembly
AUGGGUUCAUGUCUUCAUGACAACAAUACCUUUCGUAACAGUGAUAUUAUCUCAGCGUGGGAAUCCUACACUAAAUGUCUUUCCGAUACAUCUACGGAUCCAUCGUUAUGGUGCGACAGAGCCCUCAUCAAUUUAGAACUUUCAAUUCACGAGCUCUCCUACGUUGAUGCCCUCAGAGCCAAUUUUCUUAUAACUUCUACAAUCGAUAACUCCUUAAAUUCUAUUAUAGAUGAUAAUCUCGGCUUUUCAUGUCAUCCUUCACCAAGUAUCUCCCAAUCAACGCACCUCUCAUUGGAUUCAAAUUUGCAAGAUCUGCUCGUAAAAUCCUACGAUCUCGUGUCCGAAUCCCUUCACCGAUUGGGCCUCAUCUCACGCGCUGUAUCGGUGUUAGAUCAUCUAUUGAAUCAUCAGAAGUAUGGUAAAUGCCUGACGCACAAUCUAAGAAACGAAUUAAUGAACAAAAGAAAUGAGUACCAAGAGAAGCUGAAGGAACGGUUGAUUUAUUGUAUCUCUUAUGUUUCUAAAAUUUUCAAUAAUCCAAAUGUCAGAAAUUUCAAGAAAGCCGAAGUUAUUGAAUUGAUUAAGAAUAUGGGAACGUGCAAGUUCGAGUAUCCUUGGGAUAAAAGGAGGUCUGAGAACCGGAUCUCGGAUGAACGGAUUCGGAUUUUACAACAAAAAUUAGAUGUUUUUGCCUCGAAAGGAGUGCGAGUCGAAAGAAUAUAUAAAUGGGAAGAAUCAACGCCAAGAACGAUCGGAGAAGACCCUUCCAUCCAUCUUGGAAUUUUCGCGCAAGAAGAAAUUCCCGAAGACAGUGUAAUCUGGAGUGAAGACCC